Molecule: messenger RNA, 4320 nt
Organism: Hypoxylon fragiforme
Lineage: Eukaryota; Fungi; Ascomycota; Sordariomycetes; Xylariales; Hypoxylaceae
Product: 2'-5' RNA ligase superfamily-domain-containing protein
Exons: 2
Coding region: 315-4025 (1236 amino acids)
Cellular component (GO): nucleus
Molecular function (GO): poly(A) RNA polymerase activity; RNA binding
Source: RefSeq, a predicted model, not a curated record
AUUAGGUACCCUAUAAUAAAUGGUAGCAUCUGCUGGAGAUCCUAUUAACCUGAGAGCUUUCAAAAAUUCAAGAUUGGUUUAUAAAUUAUGGUUUAUUUUUCCCUUCAAAGGACAAACCAAAUACUUGUGCAUCUUCCAUAUUUUCUUUUUUUUACUGUCGUCGUCUUCAAAAUAAUCGUCUUCAAUCCAUCAUCUACCUUACAACACUGUCGCAAAGUGAAUUAUACCACCUCGGUACUCACUGAUUGUUUAGUGACCACAUACAUUUUACUAGCAUUUAAUUGGUACAAUACCCCGCUAAGGUGCACUAAGCCAUGGCUACGGCCCCCACCGAAGCUCCAGAAGCUCCAGAAGCUACAGCAGCUUCAUCUCAAGCUUCAUCUCAAGCUUCAGCUCUCCCUUCCUCUUCUCCUUCUAUCCUCCCUAUUGACUCCUAUGACACGGCGCUAUGUAUAAUUCCACCCAAACAACUAUGGCCCACCGUCAACCAUUUGCGAGCAGUCCACGAUCCAGCCUACAAGAAAUGGCCACCCCACGUCAAUCUUGUAUAUCCAUUCGUCCCUGUGCACGACUUAUCGAAAGCUUCGGACUUGAUAGUCUCCCAAUUGCAGAAGCGAAACCAGGGCGAUGAGUUGACUGUACGACUGGAGUCAACUGGCUUCUUCACUAAUAAUCAGAAAAACACCGUUUACCUACAUGAUGAGGACCCAAUCCGUGCAGCAAAGCUCACAGGUCUCAGAGAAGCUAUUCUGGCAUCUUUAGGACAUGCUCCUGGCAACUAUCAAAUGCACAUGACGGUAGGACAAACCAAGGACCCAGAUUCUCUACUUCAUAAAUCUACGCUACAAAAGGCAGGUCUACUGCCCAAAUUCGAGUGGGUCAUUGAAAAGGUCUAUAUCAUGAUCCGGGAUAAAGACAAGGCUCAGAUCGAUGAAGGCAUCUCUAGCCAAAUGAAAGUUUGGGGAGAAAUCGACUUGGCAUCACAAGCAUUGUCGGCAAUGGAGACUCCCGUCAGUCCUUCCCAGCAUAAGAUGGCCAGUCAUCUUGAAGACAUCCAACGUGAUGUCACACGGAAUUCACAACUUCUACCCCAUCUUGCAUACACAUUCUCUCCCGCCGAUAAGAAAUGGAUACAGCAGCAGAUUGAUUUAGAUCUCAAGCCAGCAGAGCCAGCAUUGCAUUCCCUAAAUGUAGCGAGCUACAAUAUCCAAGCAGAACACCACCUCACUCCAACCCAGACUCGCUAUCCCAUUAUUACCAAGACCUUGAUGGAUUCCAUGGCUCUCUCGGAUGUCAUGGUCCUACAGGAAGUUACGGAUGAUUUUCUUAUGUAUCUUUGCAAAGACGAGAAAAUCCGCGAAAAAUACCCCUUUAUCUCGAACGGGCCCCCUGAUCAGGCUGACAUCCAGCCUCUACCAACCCAUCUUAAUGUUGUGGUAUUGAGCAAAUACCCUUUUUCGUGGGACCUAUUGUCAUCUCCAGGCGAUCACAAAAGUUCGGUGAUCGUAAAAUUCAGCAAUAUUGGAAAGCACGAAGAGGGUGUCUUCCUACCCGUCAUCUUAUGUGGUAUUCACCUUACCCCGGGUCUUUCGAAUGCUUCGGUCGAGAAGAAAAAGCAAGAGCUGCAGAGUAUCUUCGGACAUCUUUCCCAGACUUACCCUCAAAAUCCUUGGAUUAUAGCCGGGGAUUUCAAUAUCACGACCAGUGUGUAUUCGAUCGAAUCGGCCGUGAGGAAUAAGGGGAUCUCUGCGCCCACAAAGAGCACUCUAGGCCUGCUUGAGAUAAUGCUUACCCAGGAAGGGUUGGAAGACGUCUGGGUUCAUUCGCGUGUUCAGUAUGGCAGCCAAUCAUAUCAUAUUCAAGGCCCUCCAGAUAUAAACAACACACUGGGAGGUGAGGAGGGCGCUACUUUUGACCCAACAGUUAACAAGCUAGCGAAAAGUACCGUUUGCAACGACUUCGAGAAGAGACCCCAACGUUAUGCCAGGAUUCUAGUCAAGGGAAAUGACUUCUUCACCGAGAAGAGAGUUAACCUGUUUGGCUCUGAGGUUUAUGACGACUCUGACCUCCACAACCCCUUAUAUGGUAGUGGACAUCGGGGUAUCCGAUGUUUACUGAAAUUCUCUACGGAUCCAUCAACUCGGUCGCCCCAAAUCAUCAAUACUCCAUCGAUAGAAACCAAGCCAGCACCAACAAGCUUAUCCGAAAUCUCUACAUUGACAGAUUGCGUAUCGAAGCUUUCUAUGUUCCCUUCCGACGCUGUUAGUAAGGAGAGGCAAGCCGCAGUCAAAUUGCUGGGCGAAGUUAUCCAGGGAGGCGAGGACAGCAAGACCCGUGGUCUUCCAAAUUUUACCAUGAUACCUGUCGGAUCCUACGGACUCGGCAUUUGGGAUGCGGCAACAAAGAUCAACUGUAUUUUCCUUGGGCAAAUCAGCCCGAGAACUUUCUACGCAUUGGCCAUCCAACGACUCCGCAAAGCCGCGCCGCGAGGCAUCAGGAUUCUUGCACGGCUAGAAACUCACCUAGGCACGUUCCUUGAGCUUGAAGUGGAGGGAAUCAGGAUGGACCUACAAUACGGCCCACCACUCUCCAAGGCCGGGGCGUCGUCGGCCGCGUUGAUGCAAUCGAAUAGUGCUGUCCGGACGCUGUCGCAGACUCCUGCAGCGAGACUAAAACAGGUGCAUGAACUAGACUAUUUACGCAACAGUAUUCCAGAUUUGGGUGCUUUUGAGCUAUCAUACCGAGUUGUCAAAUUUUGGGCACAGCGACGCGGAAUUUAUGCCUCUAAUUUUGGAUAUCUCGACGAUCGCCAGAUUACGUUCCUGUUAUUACCAGUGUGCAAACUAUUGGCGCGACAAGGGGGCCCAAUAUCUGUCCCAACAAUUUUGACGACCUUCUAUAACCAUUACGCAAGUUUUAACUGGGAGAAGGAUUGUGUUUUCGAUCCAUUAGUUCCCAAGCAACCAAGCUAUAAAAGAUCCUCGAGGGAACCUAUGGUUAUCUUGAGCUUUACCGGUCCUGGCAUGAAUACAGCACAGAUGGCGACGGUUUCGGCAGUUCAUACCAUUGCGUAUGAGUUUAAAAGGGCAGAUUCCCUACUAUCAGAGGGCAAAAUGACCUGGUCACAGUUCUUGGGAGAAGACAAGGGCGCAGCAGAGUUCUUGAAUACAUAUAAGAUGUAUAUCAAGAUUACUGCCCAGUUUUGGGGCGUAUCUUUAUCCAAGGGGAAUAUUUUCGUGGAGUGGGCAGAGUCGAGAUGCGCCCGUCUGGUAGAAGAUCUAGGCAAGAAAGUAUCUCUCCUGAAUCCGAGAAUUUGGCCAGCACGUUUCGUACAUGGCGAUGACCCCAAGGAAGAUACGGAGUACCAGGGACACUAUAUCAUUGGCUUGGACACAGCGGGUCACCAAAACAAGAAAGAAAUCGAUGAUUCAAUAAAACAUAUCCAGACAGAGCUAGACAACUUCGAGGCCCAAAUCGCCAACGACACAGAGAACAUUGAUCCCAAAUGGUCUUGGCUGAGCGUUUCGAUAGUAUCUAGAUCAUAUACCGGAAAGCUACGACUCGACGAUCGCGACUGGAGCAAGUUCGCGGUUGAAGCUGAGGACGGCGACCUAGGCGACUCAGAAUUCUGGGCAUCGAUGGAUGAGCAAGAGUCCGCAGAACCGCAAAAGAAAAAGGAGGUAGCUAUUCGUACAUCGAAAAAGCCCGCCUACGAAGGAAAGCUCCGAUCUGCGGGCGACGUGCUCAACCGAUUGCGGUGGGAUCAGAGCAUGGACAGUGGUGACUACAUAGUCGGCUACGAGGAUCGAUUCUCUGGGGUGAUGGAGCGGGCGGUGGACUCGUGGAAGUCGGAAACGACACACGACGAUUUCAUACCCGAACAUCGGAUCUCGUACUUCAAACGAAAAAGCGACGGGGCGAUCGUGUGGGAUCGGGAGAAGAGACGGGAUGAGAUCUUUGGCAGUGGGGUUACUAGCCUGGCUGCUUCGGGUACGCAGGGCACGUUGCAUGAAAAAGAACCCUGAAGUGGCGGUUGGUUUUUUUUUUUUUAUCUCACCGCUUGGAUCGACGCAUGUAGCCCUGGAGAUAAGAUCUUGAUAGAUGGCUAUAGCACAACGCCCAAGAUAGGAUAGGUCUGAUAUGUGUUUGCAAGCAUGUCGUAGCUCCAAGACAGAAUAGGAAUGGAAUCCCCCCCUAAGUCAGGUGACAGAUCUCUCAUGCGAGCAAGGGGCGUAGGUUUGCAAGGUUUAGAAGCUUGAAAUGCAACGCUUUCUUUCCGCUCACACACACUUACCUAGGAACAUUUUAUGUACUUAUGGG